Solanum dulcamara is the source of this 735-nucleotide messenger RNA. RefSeq lists its product as uncharacterized. The record is from RefSeq and is a predicted model, not a curated record. The transcript has 3 exons. Lineage: Eukaryota; Viridiplantae; Streptophyta; Magnoliopsida; Solanales; Solanaceae. The coding region runs from base 70 to 336 and encodes 88 amino acids.
GUUGGGUAAUGGACCCAAUUAUUCUAAAAACAAUGUCCAAACACAGUAAAUAGCACCCCACUGAAGACCAUGACUCAGCCAACAUAUAUGGACCGUCAACAAACUCCCAACGUUCCGCCGCCGUUGCGGCCAACGGUACACCAGGACGACGCCGACCAAGAAGACGAAACUGUGAAGCAGCUCAACGAGUGCUCAUCUGUCUACUUAUCUUUACAGGAUUGUCUGAUCAAUUCUGACCGGAAUUGGAAGUCUUGUCAAAAGGCCGAGGGUCUUUCGGAAACAGCCGCCCUACCUUUUAAGGUGGAGGUUAGGUCUGCGUACACUCUACCCUCCUAGACCCCACAUGAUGGGACUAUACUGGGUUUGUUGAUGUUGUUGUUGUAACAGGGACAGGGAAUAAAAAAGAAUGCUCAAUUGUUUACUGCUUUAUAGUUAUUCCAAAAACUGCUUGAUGCUUGCAGAAGUUCGGGCUCUCAAGGCGUGUAAUGAAAGAAGACACAAGGACAAGAGGAGUUGAGAAGCCUUUUGAUCUGAAGUUACUUCUUCUCUGCUGAUUAUUGUUUUAACUGUUGCUGGUAUUAGAUGAGUAUGACUAAGACAUGUCUAUUUUCUCUCUGUAUUCUAUGAUUAUUACGCUGUUAGUUUGGUUUCUGGAGGCUGAUACAAACUACAAAGAACAAUUUAAUAUUAUCUAACUUUAGUUAUACUUUUAAUUGGAAAAAAUAUUAGCAUGUC